Procambarus clarkii (red swamp crayfish) is the source of this 4893-nucleotide messenger RNA. RefSeq lists its product as uncharacterized. Gene Ontology annotation, biological process: proteasome localization; nuclear protein quality control by the ubiquitin-proteasome system. Lineage: Eukaryota; Metazoa; Arthropoda; Malacostraca; Decapoda; Cambaridae. Gene Ontology annotation, cellular component: nucleus; nuclear membrane. Gene Ontology annotation, molecular function: proteasome binding. The record is from RefSeq and is a predicted model, not a curated record.
UUGUCAAGUCGAGCGUUUGGCGGGAAACUGAGACGGCGUGGGGGUCUAGGCGUCUGCUGCAGGUCGCUUUGUUUACAUUCGUAUUUUCCCUAUUUUGUGCCUCGUUUACGAUCUGUAGCACCGCGUCUAAUGACCAGUGUAAGGAGAAAGGGGUGCAAGAUGUCCUGAGACGGUGGUCGGGCGGUGGUGAGUGAAAGGUGAGCGGUUAAGGCCGCUGUAUUCAACAAGUUGGUCCGUGGGCGGAGAGGAAGAGCAAGUGCGCGCCAUCUGUCUCGCGGCGACAGCAUUCGACGAGGUUUAAAUAUCCUGUUGAGAGUGAUACCUGUAGCGGACACCAGUCCCCCAGCAUCCACCAGUGUAAUUGGUUGUGGCUUUCCGUCAUCCCCCCUAUCCGUCCCGGCACAAGUAUUAGCCCACCGUGCCCAAUAACUCGUUUUAAAUAGCUGCACCUCAGCCAGUUGAGCGUUUAAAGGUCCAGCCAGCCAGCCAGCUGCACGGGAGGUCAAGACCAUCCACGGUGGAAGGUCAAGGUCUACACCAGCCACAGCAGAAGAUCCGGACAAUCCACGGGGGGACAGGUUAUCGCUAGCAGUUGGGGGGAAAAAAACUCCCCCAUAGGUGAUCCACAGGAGAAAAGAUCCCAAGCCUCCAGGCUCAGACAUGGCCGAGGGCAUGGUAGUGGUAGGGGCCGGAGGGGAACCUGUGGCCCACCGGACCCGGGGUGCCCUGGAGGAGAUCCCCAGACCUGCCUCCAUCACCCUCCGCCACACCCAGCUAGGCAACUUGGACAACUGGUCAGCAACAAUCAAUCUGCCGUCUUCGUUUCUUUCUCCGACGCCUUCGCCAGAUGAACUUAUCAUUCGAGGGCGUGGGAGAAGAUCACUUCCCUUGGAAUGGUCUCCAAUUCCAAUAGAGAGUCCUAUUAAGAGAUCAGAAAAAACUCCAAUCAAGAGGUCUCCUGGGAAGGGUAUGAUUGUUCUACGGUCAUCCCCAAGGAAAAGGCUGCAGUUAAAUGAUACUCCACCAAAAGACUUGAUGGAACACCGACGGAUGAUGCAGAUGUCUCCUAUUGUGAAGAAAUGCCGUAGCUUGACUGUAUCUCCCAUGCAAUCCCCACCAGAAGUGGCCAUUAAGGGACUGUCAAAGAAUCAGUUGGUUGAGGUUCUCAAUCGCGUUUUGACAAAACAUCCAGAGCUUAAAGAUGAAAUAUCAAACAUCUUGCCACAGCCUGACUUAAAGCAGAUGGAGGAGAAGCUCAACUUUCAGAAGAAGUGCAUAUUCAAGGCUCUCCCGAUUUCACGUCUUGCAUCCAGGACAGACUCGCCGGCCUACAACAAAGCUGCACCUCAUCUCGCCAACUUCAAGAAAAUUAUUGAGGAACAGUGCAACCAGCUAAUGGAAGCUGAGCAGUGGGUGAGUGUUGUGGACUACACCCUCCUGGCAUGGUCUUAUGUACGGGCCACUCCAAUUUGGGACUCCAACCAACACAACAAUUGCCGCCGAUCGAGUUUCAAAAUUCUUGCUCGACACUGCCUCCAGGGACUUAAAGAAGUGCACUGGAGUCCAGAACAGCUGGAAAGUCUUUUGAAGAAAUUAGAGCAGUGUGCUUCAGACCACGAGGAAAUGUUACACUGCAUAGAGCACGUGCGAACUGUCCAGAGCAAUCUCUGAUGAGUUAAAAGAAUAUCUGAAACUAAUAUUUAUUUUGCUAAAUUUGCAGGCGCAUUGAUGUGGGUAAAGGAAAAAGAGGGUAAGAUAACUAACUCUCGGUAAGAGUUAUGCCCUCUUUUAUUUUUAUUUUCAUUUUUUUAAAGCUGUUUACUUAUGGACAAAUAAUCAUUAGUUUUCUAUAAACAUUUUCCUAUUGGUAACCAAAUAACAGGAACAGAGUAGUGUCAGUUAUAACACUUGGUUGUUAAACUUGCUGAUGCAGAGUCUGUGAUCUUUCACCAAAUGUUUGAUUUUAGGUUUAGGGUAAAUCGUUUGUUUGCGUGAUGGCAGCGCGUGGUUUUGCUCGAGGUAAGAAUAUGUUUGAUGCGUCUGGUGUUUGUAAAGAGGAAUUUAUGCCCUGCAUAAUGCUAUAAUAUUCAGCAUAUGGAAAUUCUUCCAGGAUCAUUUUUAGUUUUAAGCCACCCCCCCUUCCCUCCCCAUGUGUUUUUAUUUAUUGAGUGUAGAUUUGUCUAAUCAGCAAAAGGUCAUUGAAGGCUUUCUGAUUUUGUUGCUUAGAAUGAUUUACUGUACGGCAACGAAGGUUGUGUGCUAUUUUUAGUGAUCGCUUCGUCUACAAAGUUAUAAGUUGUUGAUAUACUUUGCAGGAAGUUGGGAGAGGACUUAGUGUCUCCAUCCCAGUAAUGAUUAAUCUUUUGGAAGAAUUUUCAAUUGCAAGUGUUAAAAAAAUAAAAAUUCUAAUAAAAAUGAUUCAACUUUUAAAUUACAUGGAUUAAAAACAGUUGAGAGCUCAUAAAGCCUUCCUGUAAUGUGCCAUUUUUGGAUACAUUGCCACAGCCCGUCAUAAAUAUUAUAUCCAUUCUUUUAUUACAGUUUUGAAAUGGGGGUGGGGUUGCAUGUCAAUAAUUUUAACAACUAAUUUUUUUUUUUUUUUUUUAACUUGGAUGUCAAAUAUUUAUCAUAAAAUUUUUAUAAAUCAUUUUUUACUUUUUAUCAGUUGAUUGUCAAUACAUACAUAUUCAAUUUGCUUAAUUUGCAUACUAAUAAAUACAUCUUGGUAAUAUUUGCUUUCACAAUUUCUGUGUUACUCUCUGCUAUCUUAUUUUCUCCCCCAGAGAAUCUGUGUAUUGUAUUCAUAUGCAAUAUUUGUAUAUGAUUAUACAAUCAUUGCCCUCUCAUUUGAACAUGUUGGGGUCGACCUUGUAUAAAAAUCCAAACUUCUCAUUCACUUAGGCACAUCUGGAUGAAUAAUUCUGUUCUUACCAACAGUUUUGUCUGCUCUGGCAAAUGAACACAUCCACUAGGGCCGUGCUGAGGGUUUGAACCCUCAUCACGGCCCGUGUGGAUGUGUUCAUUUGAUGCAUCACGCUAUUGUGAUUUGUGUGUGCAUUAUGGCAAAGCUCGUAGUUUUCCAGUGGGUGAAUUUGAUGCAGUGAGGUCUAAAUGUAUCGCUUUUGGUAGCGGUAAAGUAUAAAAUAAAAUGUUAGGAUUACUUUUUUUUUUCUUUACCACUGCUUACCUUUUGUGAGCAUUGCAGACAACACAGCACUUAAUGAUCUAAGUUUUCUGCAUUAGUGGGAAUUAUACAAGUUUCCUCUUCACUGGACUGCUAGUUGAAGCUUAGAUCGACACAGUCCAUGUGUUUUGUGCCAGUGUAUUCCAUUUUUUUUAUUAUUAAUAUUAUUAUUAUUAUUAUUAUAAAAUCUGGAUAUUGUAUAGCAUGUCAUGUGCCGUUGGGCAGCAUAGCUGAACAAUUUUUUUUAGGCCUUUCCCACAAUUUGUCCAUAUGAAUAACUGCAUGUUAUUCCUGUGUGCAUUAUUAUGAAAUUGAUGAUUGUAUACUAUUGACAGUUUUUUGUUUGUAAUAUUUUCCAUAGUUCCUUAGAGCUUGCACUUCCAGCUUGGGUUGGAAAUGCACCCUAUUUGUCUAAGACUCAAGUACAGAAGUGUAUAUUCAGUUUCAGUCCUUUGGGAAUUAAUAAAUGUGUCCUUUACCUUGUCAAAGUACAAAAUUUACUUGUAUUAUGGAUUUAGUACUAAUACAUUGCCUUGUGCAUGAAGUCCAUUCUUUAACAUUUUUUGUAAAUUUUGCCAUUUGUGCUCAUUACUAAUAUAUAAUUGGGAUGGUAUUUUAAUCAUCUAAUUAGCUAUGAUUACAAAUUUCCUCAAAAUGCAGCAAGCCUUAUCAAACUUCAUCACACCAUUCAUUGAAGGAAAUGUAUUAGUAGAUGUUGAUACUUGGGAUUUUAAUUGCCACAAUAAGGAUUGAGGCAUCAGACACGCUGUCCAAUACAGUUAUUGCGUUCGUCUCCAAACAGGCCUCGUUCACCACACACAUUGUAGGUGUGUGUUGCACGACAACGUAAGGCAAUUGUUCUGAUCAAAUCGCAUGCUAAACCUUUUACUCGCCGCAUACCCUGAGAUGUACAAACUUAAAUUAUAAAAUGAAUAGAGUAUAAUUGAAUCUAUAUAGAUGUGAAUAUGCUUGUGUGUAUUUGGAAACACCUGCCUUCUCUGUUUGAGAAAUGGUUUCAUUUUUAGUUAAGAGAGAAAAUUCAACUUUGAAAUAAUUUUAUAAGUUCAUAAUAUAAUUAUAAUGGUUUUUAUUUGUUGGGGAAAAAAAAUGAUUAAGCAGCAAGUAAUAUUUAAGCUUCUCAAGUAGUAGUAAGAGGUUAAUGCUAGUUUCUGCUGCAUUAAAAUUUGCCAUGAUUUUAAGUCUUGUAAUUUUGAGUUACUGAGAGUGUAGCCACUUGUAAUAUUACGUGAAGAGUCGGUGAAGCAAGCUUUUUUAUUUGGGUGUGAUUACAUUACAGUAAAAGUUAAGAGUUUCAUUCUUGCUAUUAUUCAAUAAUGGAAUUCUCAUUGUGCCAGGUCCACUGGGAACAAUAGUGAACGUGGCUGCUGAAGUGCCUUGUAUUAGGGUGAUAAAUAAUUUGUGCGUUCAACGUUUUAUUUAAGAAUUGAAAUAGUUUGUAUGGUAAAAUUAUUAAUUUUUUUAAGUGAAAUAAACGAGCAUUGCUUCUGUAAGUUACUCUGUUUUUGGCUGUUUUAUACUUGUAGUGAAAGGUUAUCCUUAAAUAUACUAUGCAGUGUGUAAAAUAUUAUAUAUGUAUAUAUAAAUAUGUAUGUAUAUAUAAUGUAUAUUAUAUAAUACAUACCCAUGUAUACAUACUGUGUACACGCAUUCUGAAUUGUAUCUAGUUUUCAAAUAAAACCUUAAAUAAU